AUGCGCCUCAACCUCACCUCCCUCCUCGCCCUCCUCUCUCUCGCCAUCACGGCCUCCGCCGCAGGCUGCGACUGCUUCGACUACACUGCCGCCGACGCGGGCGACAAGUGCGACGGCGGGUACAACAGCAACAAGGCCGACAUCGACGCGCACUGCAAGGAUUCGGGGAUCAAGACGGCGGCGGCGACUUCGGCUGCUGAACGCGCUGCUAUAUACAACGCUCGGAUGUGA
This is a messenger RNA of Schizophyllum commune H4-8, 231 nucleotides long. RefSeq lists its product as uncharacterized. The coding region runs from base 1 to 231 and encodes 76 amino acids. The record is from RefSeq and is a predicted model, not a curated record. Lineage: Eukaryota; Fungi; Basidiomycota; Agaricomycetes; Agaricales; Schizophyllaceae. The transcript is spliced from 2 exons.